CAACAGCCUUGGUCCUGGUUCGUUGGCAUAUUGGACGCUCAACAGCGCCCCACAUUCACGGCCCUGCGCUCCGCACAUCGUCCGGCAUACGAGGCUCUCUUCCAAACCGACACACAGUCGCAAAGCUCUCGACGGCAGGAUACGCCGCAUCAGCCAGUCCUCCGUGCCCAGCUCCGUUUCCAACGCGCCGCUCCCAUAGAUCUCCGGUCAGCACGAUCCGCAACUUGAUUGCACACCUGUGCUGUCGCAUCCACGAAGGCUUGCCGGUCAGAGCCAGACCGUCGGAAAGCUUGCUUCUAUUAGUUUCAAGCACCUGUCAGCUAUACGACGACAUCUCCAUCAUUCGACAAUAUUCCUUGCCAUGUGCGCUGACGCCAACGACUCACUGUCGGGGUUGGCUUUCCUGCUUGCACCCGCAAUUCGAGGUCUCUUGGCCUCCGAGCAUCAUCCAGGCCACUGCAUUCCAAAGCAGCACCGUGUGCUCCUUGAGUCAGCCCUCGCCUCCAGCUCGUCUGCAUCUGCUUCUGAAACGACGCAUGCCGUGCUCAAGACUGUUUCGGAGCUGAUGCUCCUUCGUCCGUGCAUGCUUGGACAAAUCACACAUCUGUUCAGGCCCAUACUCAUCGACCUGGUUGCGCGCUGGCUUCUUGCGGUCGAUAUUCCCAUUCAUUGGCAGCAUGCCGGAGGGCUUUGUCCUGCUCAUCCCUGGAUCGAAUACCCGACUCAUAGGCAUUCGCCAUCCGGCUCGGCCCAGAAGGACGAUCAGAACGACAGCCAAAAGCACCAAUAUCUUCACGAGGCUGUUGAUGUGAAGCAGUCUCCGAAGCACGACUCUGAUGGCAAUAUCCUCUCCUCAACUUCACACACCCGACCGUCGGACCUGGACCUUCCGUCACGAUCUGAAAUGCUUGCCGCCGCAAUUUCAUUCCUCUUGCCCGGUACCCCCCAGAUUCAUCGCUAUGUUGCACCCCUUCUCUCUGGAAUCCCCGGGGCAUUUGCGACUCUCUCGGGCAAAGUUGCCUGCCAUGCAGAUGCAGAUGCAGGAGCGAGCCCAUGCCUCGCCAAGAGGCUUUUCCAGCUCGUGAGGGCGCUGUACCGCAUCGUUCACCAUUCGCCUUCCGAUUUUGGUUCGCUGUUUGAGUGGCAGCCGUACUACUUGUUUCUCAAGUACCCUGACACGCAUAUCCAAAUCUACGUCGCCGAGACACUUGCCACGGUCCUUGGCAUGGCCGACACUGAUCGCCAAAAGCUCGUGGAGCCUAUCCUCGCUGAUGCUCAAGACGACUCGAUCCGCUUGAUAAGGCUUCUGGAGCAGGAGCACGAUUUGCGGGCCCAGGCCGAAAUGUUUCGUCCACCCGCCCAUGAUCCCAGCGACCCUGAGGCAGCGUCCGCCCAGUUUGUAACCCACGCUGAUCUCUGCAAGUUUACAGUCGACCUAUGCGGCGUCCUCCUGCCAACGGCGUCACUCGAUCCAUCGCCGCCCGUGACAUCGCCAGAUACCGCAGACACCGACCGGCUUGUCCUGACGCCGACGACUCGCCGGAACCUCCAUAGCAUGGGCCUGGCGCUUUCCCUGGGAUCGCCGAUCUUGCUCGAAGGCGGUCCAGGGACCGGCAAGACGUCAUUGGUCGAAGAGGCCAGUCGGAUGACUGGGCUUUCGGAUCUUCUCAAGAUCCAUCUCGGAGACCAGACUGACAGCAAGGUGCUCUUGGGAACCUAUGUGUGCACCUCCACCCCGGGCAGCUUCCGCUGGCAGCCCGGCGUCCUUACCACCGCUGUCAGCGAAGGACGUUGGGUGCUGAUUGAAGACAUUGAUCUCGCGCCCAUGGAAGUUGUCUCGGUCCUGAUCCCGCUGCUUGAGACACGCCAUCUCUUCAUUCCGAGCCGUGGCGAGAAGUUCAAGGCCAAGGAGGGCUUCCAGCUCUUCGCCACCCGCACCAUCUUUCCCUCAAAGUCUGGCGGCGGCCGACGGGUGAAGGCCGAUGCCAUUGGCGAUAAUCUCUGGACCAAGCUCAAAGUCCAUCCACUUCCCAUCAGCGAGAUCACUUUUAUCCUGGAGACGCGAUUUCCGUCCCUUCGUGAAUUCAUCCCUGGUGUGAUCCAGUCGUUCGAAGCUAUGUCCAAGUUCUACGGCGAAACCGUGGGCAUCGGACGCUACCUUUCCUUCCGGGACCUGCUCAAAUGGUGCCGCCGCAUGAGUGUGCUCUAUCCCUCGAUCUCACCGGAUACGAUCGUCAGUGGCGAAAUGAAUAUGCAGUUCCGCGAGGAUCUGCUACGGGAGGGCACCGACUGCUUUGCAGGCAUGAUUGGCCGGCGCUCGAUUGUCGACUCGGUUUUCGCCCAGCUUGGGGCUGCCCUUGGCAUUCCACAGCAUCGGAUCGACUUUUACAUUGAGCACUAUGCCCCAAGCAUAUCGACCACCGAACAGCGCAUCGUCGUCGGCCGCGGUGCUGUCUCUGUGGCGAACAAUGUGACCACGACCGUCCAACAGCGGAUUCGCCUGGCGCGCCCCUUUGCCGAGACUCGACAUGCCCUUAAGCUCUUGGAGCGCCUCACUGUCUGUACACUUUUGAACGAGCCGACGUUGCUGGUGGGCGAGACCGGCACCGGCAAAACCUCUGUCGUCCAGCAUCUGGCGACACUCUGCGGCCGCAAGCUCGUUGUCGUGAACAUGAGUCAGCAAAGCGAUAGUAGCGACUUGCUUGGAGGAUUCAAGCCCGUUGACGCCAAGAUGCUGGCCAGCCCAAUCAAAGAGGAGUUUGAAGCACUGUUUGCCCACACAUUCUCGAUCAAGAACAACCAGCCUUUCCUUGACAGCAUCAACAAAGCCUAUGCCCGAAAGAACUGGGAUAUGCUCCUCAUGGGCUUCCAGAGUGCCGUCAAGAUGGCCGAGAAGCUCUUUGAGAAGCAGCAUCCUCAGCCACCCUUGUCAAAGAAGGCGAAAAAGAACAAGCCAAAGAAGCAGCUCGAUGAAGGCCUUCAGCUUGCGUGGGAGCGCUUUAGCAUCAAUGUCAGCCAGUUCGCCGCCCAGCGCGACCAGAUCCAGCGUCAAUUUUUGUUCAUGUUUGUGGAAGGUGCGCUCGUGAAGGCCAUCAAGGAGGGUCACUGGGUACUCUUGGACGAAAUCAACCUGGCUACAUCGGAAACACUUGAGUGUCUCAGCGGCCUUCUCCAAAAUGCAAGUGGCAGCCUGCUGCUUCUUGAGCGAGGCGACACCAAGCCCAUUGAUCGCCACGAAGGAUUCCGACUGUUUGCAUGCAUGAAUCCUGCCAAUGACGCCGGCAAGCGCGAUCUGCCUCCAGGCUUACGAUCCCGAUUUACCGAGUUUUGGGUUGACAGCCCGGACUCGGAUCCGUUGGACCUGCAAAUGAUUGUCCGUCAGUAUCUGAAAGACCACCUUGUCCCCGGCGACAUGAUCGUCACCGAUCUUGCCGAGUUCUACCAAGCUGCAAAGCUUGCAAGCGACAACAAGCUCUACGAUGGGGCAGGUCAUCGUGUCCACCUCUCCAUCCGUACCCUUUCGCGGGCGUUGACCUAUGGUGUCCACGCCGCCGCUGUCUAUGGCCUGCGUCGCGGAUUGUACGAAGGCAUCCACAUGACCUUUGGCACCCAGCUCGGCAAGGAGAGCAAGCGUGUCAUGGAGACCCUGAUUGAUGAGCACUUGCUGAAGAGCGUCCGCAACCGCGACGCCUUUCUCCGCCAAGUUCCGCGCGCACCGAGCGGCGGAGGCGACGGCGGCUUGAAUCACGUCCUCUUCGAAAGCUUCUGGCUUGAAAAGGGCAACCUCGAAAUCCCCGACUCUAUCCCAGAAUACGUUCUCACUCCCUCGGUGGAGUCCAACUUGCGCAAUCUGGCCCGAGCUGUCAUGAGUCAAAAGUACCCGGUCCUGAUUCAAGGUCCCACCAGCGCCGGCAAAACCAGUAUGAUCGAGUAUCUCGCCAAACGAACAGGGCACCGCUUUGUCCGCAUCAACAAUCACGACCACACCGAUCUACAGGAGUAUCUCGGCAGCUAUGUCCCUGAUCGAGACGGAAAGCUUGUGUUUCGAGAGGGUGCCUUGGUCGAAGCGCUGCGUCGUGGCUACUGGAUUGUUCUGGACGAGCUCAAUCUGGCGCCGUCCGAUGUACUUGAGGCCCUUAACCGACUCUUGGAUGAUAAUCGUGAGCUGCUCAUACCAGAGACCCAGGAGAUUGUUCGGCCACAUCCCCAUUUCAUGCUCUUUGCGACCCAGAAUCCACCCGGCUUGUACGGAGGCCGCAAAGUCCUUUCGCGUGCGUUCCGCAAUCGUUUCUUGGAGCUUCACUUUGACGACAUCCCUGAAGCCGAGUUGACAACGAUUCUUGAGCAGCGAUGUCGCAUCGCCCCUUCAUAUGCCGUCAAGUUGGUUGCGGCCUAUCGCGAGCUCAUGGCAUCCCGGGUCAAGAGCCGGGUCUUUGAAGGAAAGCAUGGCUUUGUCACAUUGCGCGAUCUUUUCCGCUGGGCUUUGCGAGAAGCUGUGGGCUACGAGGAACUCGCCCGUAACGGAUUCAUGAUCCUUGGCGAGCGCUGCCGACAGAACGACGAGAAGGAAGUUGUGCGUCAAGCCAUCGAAAAGGUCAUGAAGGUGAAACUCAGCAUGGACGAAUACUACGAAGCCGAGUUUUCCCGCAUCCAUUCUGCGCACCUGAACAAGGGCCAAAGUUUCGGUGACGGGGUCGUUUGGACCAGAGCGAUGAAGAAACUUGUCGUUAUGGUUAUGGCAUGUAUCAGCAACAAGGAACCCACGCUUCUGGUCGGUGAAACAGGCUGCGGCAAGACUACGGUUUGUGAACUGCUGGCGCGGGCCUCUGGCCGCGAUCUGGUAAUGGUCAAUGCGCACCAGCACAGCGAGACAAGCGAUUUCCUCGGCAGCCAGCGGCCCGUCCGUGGCCGAGACGUCAUUGAACGCGAGGUUAGGGGAAUCCUGAACUCUGCCGCCGAAGCCUAUCCGGACCUCGGGCUGGAUAUCGGUGCUGGCAGCAUGGAAGAUCUCAUCAGCCAGUUCGAAGGUUUCUUCAGCCGCCAGACUGAUGGUGGACCGGCUGACGAAUCAAUCUCUGCAGCCCUUGGGCGCCUCCAAACGCUCAAGCCAAGAGUCAAGGCUCUCUUUGAGUGGCAUGACGGCCCCCUCGUCCAGGCUAUGAAGAAGGGCCGGUUUUUCCUCCUCGAUGAAAUCUCCCUUGCCGACGACUCGGUCCUUGAGCGCCUCAACUCGGUGCUUGAGCCUUCUCGCUUACUUGUUCUAGCCGAGAAAGGCUGCGACUCGGAUGGCGUUGGCGUCGAAGAGAUCUACGGCUCCGAGGGCUUUGAGUUUUUGGCGACGAUGAAUCCCGGCGGAGACUAUGGCAAGAAGGAGCUGUCUCCGGCCCUCCGAAACCGCUUCACCGAGAUAUGGGUUCCUUCAGUAACCGAUCAGGACGACUUGAAGGCUAUCAUAACGAGCAAACUGGGACCACAGGCGGGGCUCUCUGAGGAUCAAACUGUCGCCGACGCUCUGUUGGAGUUUAUCGACUCUUUCUCUCAAUGGAUUCACCGACCACGCGAGACCGUCGUCAGUAUGCGCGACAUUCUGGCUUGGGUCCAGUUCAUGAACGUUUCUGCCCCCAACAUUGGCUGGCCAAGUGCGUUUGUGAACGGCGGCGAAAUGGUGAUUGUCGACGGAAUCGGCGUCAAUCCGCUGUAUGGCAUCUCCGGCGGCGGCGAAACCUCGAUCGAGCUGAGGAAACUCUGCCUCGAGAAGCUGCGCGGGCUUGUCAACAUGACCCGAGGCCAGCUCAUCGAAUCGUCUACAUUUGUCGACUCGACCGAUCGCUGGGGUAUCGAACCCUUUGCCAUCUCCAUGGGCCCUCACUCGCCCAAGCCAGUCCAGUUCGCCAUGAAGGCACCCACGACGAUGAACAACUGCAAGCGAGUCCUACGGGCGCUCCAGCUGAGCAAGCCGAUUCUGCUCGAAGGUUCCCCAGGCGUCGGCAAGACUUCGCUCAUUUCGUCGCUGGCAAGUGUCACAGGCCACAAUCUUGUCCGAAUCAACCUCUCCGAGCAGACAGAUUUGAUGGAUCUCUUUGGAAGUGACCUGCCCGUGGAGGGAGGAAGUGGCGGAGAGUUUGCAUGGCGAGAUGGACCCUUCCUUCGAGCCAUGCAAAUGGGAGACUGGGUUUUGCUGGACGAACUCAAUCUCGCCAGCCAGCAAGUUCUCGAAGGCCUCAACGCCUGUCUCGAUCAUCGUGCGGCUGUCUACAUCCCCGAGCUUGAUCGAACGUUCGAGUGUCGCCCUGGAUUCCGAGUCUUUGCUGCUCAGAAUCCACAGUACCAGGGCGGUGGCCGCAAGGGCCUUCCAAAGUCGUUUGUCAAUCGCUUCACCCAGGUCUACGUUGAGGCCCUGACCAUGGAUGAUCUCCACAUGAUCACCUGUAGCCUCAACCCCGAUAUCGACCCGGCGAUUCUCAAGAAAAUGAUUGCCUUCAACGGCCGGAUCCAAGACGAGGUUGUAGAACGCUGCCUCUGGGGCUGGAAGGGCGGCCCAUGGGAGUUCAACCUCCGCGAUGUUUUGCGCUGGGUCGAGUUGAUGAAGAGCACCGGCCCUGGGGUCCGACCCAACAUCUCGCAUCCUGGCGAGUAUUUGGAGAUGGUGUUCUCGCAUCGCAUGCGCACCAUUCCUGAUCGCGAACGCGUUCGCAGCAUUUACCAAGAGUAUUUUGGCGAGCUCCCCGAACAAAGCCAGCGCAAGCCGUCAUGGUCCAUAUCGCCCGAUUGGAUCCAAGUGGGGCAUGCCUUCCUUCCUCGCCACCGACAUCGCGGACGAAGCGGCCAAGUAUCGACCGAUCAUCUGCUCGCGCUGCAUGAUAUCGCCUGUCCACUCGAGAGCGUGAUGAAGGCUGUCGAAAUGGGAUGGAUGACGCUGCUGACCGGGCCCACGGCCAGCGGCAAAACCAGUCUGGUUCGCUGGCUAGCCGCCGUGACCGGGCACCGCCUCGAAGAGUUCGCCAUGAACAGCGGCGUCGAUACCGUCGAGCUGCUUGGUGGCUUUGAGCAAGCUGAUCUGAAGCGCCGGGCCGAAGGGGUGCUCUCAAGCCUGUCACAGUCGAUCGAGGGCGUGCUGCGGUGUCUGCUCGCCAUGGGGGCUCACGAUUCCGCCGCAGUGGACGCCGCUCGGCAGCUCCACGCCGAUUGGGACUCUCUACGGUCGCAAGGCGAUGACGGACGUCUGGAUGGAUCAUUCGUCCUUUCGGUAAUCGCAAGUCUGGAGUCUGUCGUCAACCAACUCUCACUGGACCUGGCCGCCUCGGGCCUGCCAACAAUUCCUGGCAUCCGCGGAGCUCUUGAGCAGUACCAAAUGCUCUCCCAGCUCGGCGUCCACGGAGCUUUCGAGUGGAUCGAUGGCACCCUCCUGAGGGCAAUGGAAAAUGGGCACUGGGUCAUGAUCGACAAUGUCAAUUUCUGCCCGGCCAGCGUGCUCGACCGUCUCAAUCCCCUACUCGAGCCCAACGGCGUUCUCCUCAUCAGCGAGCGCGGCCUGAUCAACGACGAAGUCAAGGUCGUCAAGCCCCAUCCGGACUUUAGGAUCUUCAUGACGAUGGAUCCCAAGUUCGGAGAAGUCUCCCGAGCAAUGCGAAAUCGCGCGGUGGAGAUCAGUUUGAUGAGCUUCAACUGGGCCGAGACCGACGUGAGCUCCGAACGGCAUGCCCAUACUGGCGCAGACGUACUUACGAUCCUCAAUUCUCUUGGCCUGCCUGGCGAAUCGCUCCCUCGACUGGUUCACAAGACCCAUGGCUCUGUUGCGGACAGCAUCUCCGCGUUAGGCCUCCCGGCCAAUAUGGCUCCGGAUCCUAAGGACUUGGUGACCUUUGGGCACUUUGUUGUUGAAAAUGUCCAGCGCGGCAUCGCUCUUCAAGAUGCCCUCGAGAACGCUGUCCGCGAUGUCUACCUCAAUCCACGAGGCGAUGUAUUGGACGUGGACCAGUGUCUGAUUACUCUCCGGCCGCUCUUUGCAGAUGCCCAGUCCGCUCAAAUGCUGUCCCUCGGUCGGUGGCCUCACCAACCUGCAGGAGCAAUCCUGGUGGACGAAUCGCACCUGGGUCGCGUUUCCGUGGAUGGUGCACACUGCUUGCACUCGAUGCUUUCAGACACCUCGAUCCCGCGUGGAACGACGCUGGUCGAGGCUGCAGGCUGGUACUUUGUUGAGCACACGUCGCUCCAGGACCUCGCCACUCGAAAAGCCUGGCUCCGAUACGUUGGAGGCCUUGCGCCCCAGUCCUACAUGGCGGAAUUUUUGUUCAAGCAACUCGAGUACGAAUUCACGCCUGGAAGUCUCCUUGACGAUAUUGUCAGACUUGAGCAGCGCACUGCUGAGGCGUGCAGCCUCCAAGCGUCGCUUUGCUCGGCACAGCCGGUUGAUUUGCGCGGGAACAGUGUUCUGUGGAAGCGACUGCUCAAGGGGUCAGACCAAGUUCAUCUCUAUGAAUACGGACUCGAGCUGCUGCAUAUUUUCCGGCACGUUCGUUUCCGCCGAUUCGUUGAAGAGCGUGUCUAUCAAGCGAGUCGGACAAUCAAAAUCGGCGACCUGUCGGUGGUGCAAAGGUCGUAUGCGCUGAGCAGCGGACGCAUCACCGAGUCUCAGCUUGGGCACGAGAUCGUCCGUCAUCUGCAUCCUCUAUUUUUGUACGUGGGCGAUAUGCUCUUGGCCAUGGUCGAGCAUUGCCGCUCAUCCAUUUCUCAAGCGAUGCUCGAACAUAUGCGACUUAUUCUCGAUCGCUAUGAUAGCCUCUGGCUAUCGGUGCAAAGUCGGGAUGUGGAUUUCUCGAGUCUCAGCAUCUGCAUCAAGCGGCUGAACAAGGCUCUGGCUAAGGCCGGUGUGAUUGCCAACCCCCAAGAAGAUCCACUUCAGCGACGUUUGCACCAGGUGGUGGAUGCUGCCGCGCGGACGCUCAAGCUCGACUCGGCGCAGUCCAACUCGGCGAUAUGGCGGCACUGUCGCGUGUCGACCCUGCGAUACCAAGACCUGGCCGACACCGAGAGCAAGUUGGUGUCCCUCGACAGACGAUUCGACCUUGUGCAUCAGCCCCUGGAAGACUGGAUCCUUCACCAUUCGCUCAUACUCGAUGAAGCGAUAAAAUCGUCGAUUGUCGAAGGUAUCUCCACGCUCUAUUAUCUCAACGAAGCACCUCAGUCGGAGCAAGAACAACUCCUGAGGGUCCUCGAGUCUGUUCAUGAGCAAAUCCAGGCCAAGGUCGAAAAGGAUGCCAACGAUCUGGAAAUGCGUCGCCCUCAAAUGUCAGUCACUACAGCCGAUGAUACGGUCCUCAAGUCGCUCUACCCUGUUCCGAUCCCCUGGCUUGUGGAAAUGUCUCCCAGACUUGCGCAGCUGGGAGUGCUGCCGGUGCACGAUGGAUCUGCCUUGUUCAGGGAAGCCCAGUAUGUUGGCAUACUCUUUGAACUCGCGGAAGGAAGCAAAAGCAUCGAUGAAAUCAAAUCCACACUAUUGCAGCUUGUUCCGGAUCUGUCUCGGUACCUUGCUGCAUCUUUGGCCGACACAACUCGCUCCCCUGUGAGCUUGGAGGCUUGGCAGCGGCUGAUCUGGAUAUGUGAUUCAAAAAGUCUGGCCAUAACAGAUGAUGGAUUGGUGCCAUUCCUCCGGGCUAUCCUCCAAGAUGUUGUUUACAAGUGGAGUAGCGCCCUUUGGCACAAUGCCACAAGUGUUUGGCUGAACCAGAUUCGUAACCCAAGAAUUGGCUCUGGACUCAAUGGAGAUGCCGUCGCGCUUAUGCUUGUGGAUGCUGACUCGAAGACCUCGGCCCGAAGCCCCCUUGGCCCAAGCAUCCUUUGCCAGGGUUUCAAUACCGCCUUCUUUGUUCAUUUGCUCUCCUCCCUGUCGUCCACGCCCAUUUACUCCUUUGUCGCAAAGCGACUGCAAGCCCAACAGCUCUUGGCUCACGCUUCGUCGUCGAUGUACGGGCGCGACUUGUCGAGUGAGCGUGCAUCGCUGCUCCUUGUUCUUAUCUCCUCGGUAAUCCAUUACCUUGAAGCACGAUAUCAAGGUGAUCGACCAUCUUUCGCUGAGAUUGUCCUGCAGAAACUCCGAACGGCUCGGACCAGUCUGCGAACCGGCGAAGCACCCGUCAUGAUGGUCGCUGACUCGCUCUCUGAGCUUGCCGGCCAUCCCUCGGCCUCCGUCGACACCCCGUAUCUCUGCAAAUCGCUUGAGCAGCUGCAGUUGGCAGUCCCCGAGCCAAGUCUCGACAAAGGCAAGGCCGCGUCCAGCAAGGCCUGGAUAUACCUGGGUCUGGCCAUGCUCCGGGCAUACGUGCCCGAGGUCCCAGUCGACCCCGCCGCUGCCCCCGCGGUCAAGUAUCGUUUCGCCGCCGAGAGCCUCGCCCGGAUCGAAAGUGACAUUCAAGUGCGCUUCAAUAUGGAACAGCUUUGCACCGGAAACAAGUCGAACCCAGCAAUCGAGCGCCUUGUCGCCACGCGUCGGGAGCUCCAAGAGCUUCAGACCAAACUCUCGGCUCGCAUUUCCUUGCGCCCGGAGCACUCGCAGAUACUCGAGAUCUUCAGUGACCUCAGAGUACUCUCGACCAGCGCCCUCUCAGACAACUCCAUUCUGUCACUUCUCGCGGCAUUCGACUCGGCCGAUGCCCUGGAGGUCGAGAAUGCACUCCAGCGCGAGUUGUCACUGCAGGAAACUCUAGCAGCGUACCUCGAGCGAAUGGAGGCCAAGUACCCUCUGUACCGUGAUAUCUUGCAGCCGGUAUGAUCUGUCGUCGACCAACGGAGUCGCUCCUGUCAUCGAAGGCUCGCUACGUAGCAUCCGUCGCAACAUCCAGAUCUCCCAGGGUCAAUCCGACAAGAAGGG
Molecule: messenger RNA, 10867 nt
Organism: Polychytrium aggregatum
Lineage: Eukaryota; Fungi; Chytridiomycota; Chytridiomycetes; Polychytriales
Product: P-loop containing nucleoside triphosphate hydrolase protein
Exons: 17
Coding region: 362-10768 (3468 amino acids)
Biological process (GO): ribosomal large subunit assembly; rRNA processing
Cellular component (GO): preribosome, large subunit precursor
Molecular function (GO): ATP binding; ATP hydrolysis activity
Source: RefSeq, a predicted model, not a curated record